This is a messenger RNA of Peniophora sp. CBMAI 1063, 1281 nucleotides long. The record is from the annotation of a GenBank genome assembly. NCBI's taxonomy places the organism in Eukaryota, Fungi, Basidiomycota, Agaricomycetes, Russulales, Peniophoraceae.
AUGGCCACACGCGCCGGUUACACGGCGUUAACGCCCGAGACGACCGCCUUCCCGCCGAGAUACGUUGAGGAUGAUUCUGAGGCAAUUCAGCGGCACGCGACCUCCAAAUCCAGCCUUUCUGCCGCUGUCACUGGUAGCGGUGCAUACCGUAGAUACGCGAAUGCGUUCCAGGGACUCGUGGAUCUCAACGCAGGGCUGCUACUCGUCGCGCUCGCCCAGCUAUGCUUCGCCUUCGUGAACGUUAGCAUCAAGGUGCUGAAGGACACUGAUACCCCGAUAGCCACCCUGCAAGUUGUGCUUGUUCGAAUGUCAGUAACUUACGUCUGUUGCAUUGGCUUCAUGUUCUGGAAGAAGGUACCGGAUCCGUUCCUGGGCCCGAAGGGUGUGCGCCUGCUGCUUGUCUUCCGCGGUUUCAUCGGAUUCUUUGGCUUGUUCGGUGUAUACUACUCGUUGCGCUACCUAUCUCUGUCCGACGCGACCGCAAUUACCUUCCUCACUCCAAUCUUCACCGGUAUCGCGAGCGCGAUCUUUCUCAAAGAGCCAUUGUCAAAGAAGGAACUCCUUGCUGGAUUAUUCAGCUUUGUAGGCGUCUUGCUCAUCGCACGACCUGAGUUCCUAUUCGGACCUGCCGCGCACGCCGAUCCUGCUACAGACGAUUCGUCUUCCUCACGCGCCACACCUCAGGAGAGACUGAUUGCAGUCGGAGUGGCUCUCAUCGGCGUGGUGGGGCAGACGGGCGCAUAUACCUCUAUCCGUGCUAUUGGCAAACGCGCCCACCCGCUACAUUCAUUGGCCUUCUUCGCCUCACAAUCCUGCGUUGUCGCUGGCAUCGGAAUGGUGAUUACUCACCAACAGGUUCUCAUCCCUCUUCGAUGGGACUUUUGGGGCCUAUUCGUUGUCAUUGGCGUUGGUGGCUUCCUGGCUCAGACUCUCUUCACGAUGGGACUACAGCGCGAGGCUGCCGGACGAGCGACUCUCGCGAUCUAUGUCGGAGUCGUCUUUGCGAUCGCGCUCGAGAAGAUAUGCUUCGGCACAUCGCCUACUGUACUAUCCAUGGUCGGCACAGCCAUCAUCCUGAGCUGUGCUCUCUACGUUGCACUCACGAAGAAGAGCAACGUGGAGCCCAAACGAACUGCUACCCGAGCUUCGGAAGACGCUGCGUUAGAGCAGGGUCUGCUGAGCCACGAGAACGACGCGGACGAGCACGAGUUGCAGUCUGUAGACGUCGGCAAGCCGUCAAGGAUCGAGAUAGAGAGGGUAGCUCCCAAUGUGUCGGCAUAA